Molecule: messenger RNA, 292 nt
Organism: Manacus vitellinus (golden-collared manakin)
Lineage: Eukaryota; Metazoa; Chordata; Aves; Passeriformes; Pipridae
Product: RING finger protein 166-like
Exons: 1
Source: RefSeq, a predicted model, not a curated record
AUGGCCGAGGUGGGUGCUGAGGCCAGGCUGCAGGACGAACUGACAUGCCCCAUCUGCCUGGACAUUUACAGGAACCCUAUGUCUCUGGGGUGCGGUCACAGCUUCUGCAAGGAGUGCACGCAUACAGAAGGAACAGAAAUAUGCCAGCAGGGCCCUUCCCAGUGCCCACUCUGCCUUUACCCCACAGGCCCCCGUUCAGCCAUGAAGACUUGCCUGACCUGCAAGGUCUCCCUGUGCCAAGCCCACCUGAGUAAGCAUAGCACAAAGAACACUCAGAAAAAACUACGUCCUG